GCAGUUUAUUUUCCUCAAAUUUUCCUAUUGAUAAUUUUCUUGUUGACAACCGGCUUGUUUUAAAUUAAAGUGAAGUAAAUAAAUAUUGCCUGUUUCAAAAUACACUUUUGGAGAAAAUAAAAUGGCUCUACUACCAUUAGAAUCAAAUCCUGAUGUUAUGAAUAAGUUUAUUCAUCUAAUGGGUGUUCCGGAAAAAUGGAAUAUUGUCGAUGUAUACGGCUUGGAUGCUGAUGCAUUGGCAUGGGUACCCAGACCUGUCUUGGCUUUGAUAUUACUGUUCCCAUAUAGUGACAAGUUUUUAGAAUACGCCAAACAAGAAGCUGAGUUAAUUAAAGAAAAAGGUCAAACUGUUAGUGAUAAACUUCUCUAUAUGAAACAGUAUGUGUCUAAUGCUUGUGGUACCAUAGCACUAAUACAUUGCAUAGCUAAUAAUGCUGAUAGGCUACAAUUAGCCGAUGGGAUGUUUAAGAAAAUAUUAGAAGAUUCAAUUAACUUAAAUCCCGAAGAAAGAGGUGAGAUGCUUUGCAAGGUUAAUAGUAAUUCAGAGGCCUACAAAUUAAUUGCAGCUCAUCAAGAGCUCGCCAUGGAGGGACAAACUGAAGUAAAUCCUGAUGAGAAGGUCAACCAUCAUUUUGUAGCUUUUGUAGAAAAGGAGGGAAAUUUGUACGAAUUAGAUGGUAGAAAAGAAUUUCCAAUAAACCAUGGACCCACAAAUGAAGAUACUUUCUUAGAAGAUGCAGCUAAAGUUUGCAAACAGUUUAUGGAGAGGGAUCAAGAAGAUAUUAAUUUUACUAUUAUGGCUUUAACACAGAGUGAUUAAAACAAAAUUAAAUUGAUUAUAUUGGAAGAUUAUCUCAUUUUUAUUAAAAUUUAAGGGAAUAAUAAUUAUUGGCAGUAUGCUAUUAAACUUAUUUAAUGUAUAAUAAAUGCUGUGCUUUUGUGUACCAGUAUACAUAUAGAUUAUUCUUGCUGAAUUAAAAAAGUUUUUACAGAA
Molecule: messenger RNA, 994 nt
Organism: Sitophilus oryzae (rice weevil)
Lineage: Eukaryota; Metazoa; Arthropoda; Insecta; Coleoptera; Curculionidae
Gene: Uch
Product: ubiquitin carboxyl-terminal hydrolase
Exons: 7
Coding region: 122-820 (232 amino acids)
Biological process (GO): protein deubiquitination; ubiquitin-dependent protein catabolic process
Cellular component (GO): cytoplasm
Molecular function (GO): cysteine-type deubiquitinase activity
Source: RefSeq, a predicted model, not a curated record